Messenger RNA from Trematomus bernacchii (emerald rockcod), 3207 nucleotides. RefSeq lists its product as uncharacterized. The transcript is spliced from 2 exons. The record is from RefSeq and is a predicted model, not a curated record. The coding region runs from base 1408 to 3207 and encodes 599 amino acids. NCBI's taxonomy places the organism in Eukaryota, Metazoa, Chordata, Actinopteri, Perciformes, Nototheniidae.
UCUUACCUUGUGUUAUUAUUACAUGUUAUUGCAUUUGUCCAGCAGGGGGCAAACUCACUCUUGGUAUUAAAAGAGCCUGUUGUACAUGUUCCCAGGAGGAAGUCCCGGAAGCAUGUUACCAAAGUAAAACCAGUUAAAUCUACUCCUAUGUUGUGGACAUACACUUAUUGAUCACAAGAUACAACAUAUUAUUGGCGACGAGGAUUAAGAAGAGGAUUAAGACAAGGAUCAAUACGGGAUCAAAGAGGACAUGCCGAACGGACUGGUUAGCACCUUAUGGAGGAGGCAGGAUUGCGUCUGAGAAGGAGCAAGUGCACUUUCCUGGAAGAGGAAGUGGAAUAUCUGGGACAUCGAGUGGACGCACAGGGACUUCACCCUGUGGAAAAGAAAGUCAAAGCCAUCAUGGAGGCUCCCAACCCCACAAAUGUUACUGAACUCAAGUCGUACUUAGGUUUGCUAAAUUACUAUAACAAAUUUCUGCCAAACUUAGCUACACUAUUGGCACCACUGCAUGAGCUCCUGCGACAAGAUGUGCGAUGGACAUGGCAAAAGAAACUGGAAGAGGCUUUUAAAAAAUCAAAGGCCCUGUUAAACUCAGCAGAAGUGUUGGUGCAUUACUCUGCUGACCGAGAGUUAAUUAUGUCAUGUGAUGCGUCACCUUACGGGGUGGGCGCUGUUUUAUCACACGUAAUGGACGAUGGAACUGAACGUCCUUUGGGGUUCAUGUCGCGUACUCUAGCGCCUGCUGAAAAGAAUUACUCUCAGCUAGACAAAGAAGGCUUAGCAGUUAUAUUUGGAAUCAAGAAAUUCCACAAGUACUUGUAUGGUCGAACUUUCACCAUCUAUACAGAUCACAAGCCACUGAUCUCUCUCUUCAACGUAAAAGAAACCCACUCCACAGAUGGGUUCCCCUAGAGUUCAGAGAUGGGCAGUGCACCUGAGUGCCUAUGAGUAUCACAUUGUGUACAAAUCAGGAAAGAACAACGCUAAUGCGGACGCAUUAAGCAGACUGCCGCUGUCGGAAGAUGUGCGAGAGAGUGAGACCGCAGAACAAGUGCUCAUGAUUGAUCUUCUGGAUGACACACUCGUGGACACAGCCAAAAUAAAACACUGGACAGCUAAGGAUGUAAUAUUGUCUCAAGUUCAUGGUUAUGUCCAGGGGCGGACUGGCCAUCUGUAGAAUCUGGAGAACCACAGAACGGCCGGUGGUCAAGGGCAGUUGACGGCCGGCCGGCCCUUUAAUUGUUUUUGGUUUAACUUCAUCAUUUAAGUUGCGCUUCCGGCCGACAGAGGGCGACAGCGGCCGCUAAUGCAGUUGUGUGGUUCUUAUCUGUCAAAUAAUCACACACGAAGAAGAAAAAAGACCGGCCACACAGACGCCGCAGCAGACAGGGAGAAUGACAAAACAUGGAUAAAAAUCUAAGAAAAAGGAAAGAAAAAGGUGGGGCCGAGAAGGCAAGAGAAAAAAAGGUGAAGUUACUCGCAGGUAAUGCUAAUAAAUGUCGCAAAUUGACAGACCUUUUUGGCAGCAGUGCUGCUACAACUACAAGCACUAUCAUCACCAGCAGCUUAGAACAAGUGCAUGAUGAAGACGAGAAUGAUGAGGGCGCGAUGUCAUAUAUACAGCCAGCCUCCUGCGUUCAUGAGGGACAGAGAGUUGAGCUGGUGGAAGAACCAGCUCAACUGGCACAUGCAAGUGCAGGGCAAGAGCAAGAGGUGGUUGAGGAUGGAACAAGGGCUGAGGAUGACAGCCACUCACACGGCAGCUCAAGCCUGAGGUAUUUUCAACGCCCAAAUUCUGACAAUCACAGUCUCAAUAGUUUUUUUUCCUAUCACCCUCAGACCAAAACAAAAUAUUUGACAGUACAAAGACUGUUUAAACGCAUGAACGGCACAGAUAGAAAAUGGCUCACAUACUGUGAAGAGAACCACACAUUGUAUUGUGCAGUAUGUUUAGCAUUUGCCAAGCCAUCUGAAAACAAUCCCUUUGUAAGUGGCAUGCAGGACUGGAACCAUAUCAGUCAGAGAGUAGAGGAACACGAAAGGACCAUCAUGCAUAGAAUGUGUGCGGAGGCCUACUUUUUGAGGGCAUCCAAAUCAGACAUAGCCAGCCUACUACAUGGAUCACAAGUAGUGGCCCACAGAGAUCAAGUGAAGAAGAAACGGCAGGUGUUGGAACGUGUGGUAGAUGUAGUAAAGUUCAUAGGAAAGAGAGGACUUGGCUACAGAGGGAAGGAAUAUGAGGCAGCAUACACUCUAGAUGAUGACAACAUUGACCAUGGGAAUUUUCUAGAGCUCAUCAUUCUUCUUGGAAAAUAUGAUGUGUGUCUGAAAGAACAUCUCACUGAGUGCACAGAAAAAAGUAAGAAGAUGCACCAGUCACACUCACAGGCUAGAGGUCGGGGUUCUGCUGUAACAUUCUUGUCCAAAACAACUGUAAACAACGUCAUUUCCACAGUGCAGAGGCUAAUUCAGGAGACCAUUGCAAAAGAGGUUGCUGAAAGCGGUAUGUUUUCUGUACAAAUAGAUACAACCCAGGACAUUACGUCCCAUGAGCAGUGUUCUGUGAUUCUGAGAUACGUCACAGACACUGUCCAGGAAAGGCUUCUGGCAGUGGUCAAAUGUGAAGCAUCCACUGGCCAAUAUUUUGUCCAGAUGCUGACAGAUGUAAUGGAUCGUUUUGAUUUGGAUAUCAGCAACUGCAUCAGUAAUGCUACAGAUGGUGCGUCCAACAUGCAGGGUCAAUAUCGAGGCUUCUCCGCACUCCUGUCAUCCAAAGUCCCAAACCAUGUACAUGUUUGGUGCUAUGCACAUGUGCUAAACCUCGUUCUGUCUGAUACAACUGAAGUGUCCAUAGCUAGUGGGUCCCUUUUCUCCCUCAUGAAUGACAUUGCUGUGUUCAUUCGUGAGUCAUAUAAAAGAAUGAAUGUGUGGGAGCAUAAAAGCCAGGACACUCGACACAGACGCCUCUCCCCAAUUGGAGAGACACGGUGGUGGGCUAAAGAUGUAGCCUUGAAGAAGAUCUUUGGCUCAUUUGGAAAGCCAGACCAGGCUCUGUACAUUGAUGUCGUCAUGACACUAAGUGAAUUUCAAAGUCAGGCCAAUUUGAAAACUGCAGUGCGUGUCAGAGCAAGAGGAUUCUUAGAGGCGCUCCUGAGGUACGAGACAGUGUUGACUGCCCAGCUUUUCCUUCGGAUUUUGAAGUGA